This is a messenger RNA of Tachysurus fulvidraco (yellow catfish), 2483 nucleotides long. Its product is annotated as polymeric immunoglobulin receptor-like. Lineage: Eukaryota; Metazoa; Chordata; Actinopteri; Siluriformes; Bagridae. Bases 67 to 2352 code for a protein of 761 amino acids. The transcript has 23 exons. The record is from RefSeq and is a predicted model, not a curated record.
GCUAGUACAAAUUAACGUCAGCCACAAGUAGGAAGUGUAUUUGUUAUACAAGUCUCUUAGAGAAACAUGAGCUUUUACUCACUAUGUGGUUCUGUAACUCUCCUUGGGUUUUUCCUCUGUAUAUCAGAGGUAGAGAGCAUGAGGACACUGAAAAAUGUAGCUGUAAAAAGAGGAGGAUCUGUCACUAUUCCAUGUCUUUAUGAAGAACAGUACAAAGCAAACAAGAAAUUCUGGUGCAAAGGGUACCAUUGGUCUACCUGCAGUAUCGUAGCCUAUGCAAACUCAAGUGGAAAUCCAUCAGUCAUUGAUCAUCCAGAGCAGAAUUUGUUGACGGUGGAACUGAAUGUCUCUGAGUCUGGAACGGGUUGGUGUGCUGUAGAAAUUGGGGAUAAAUGGCAGCCAGAUGACCGUGAUUAUUUGUACCUGACGCUUAGUCAAGAUCUGUCAGUGAGGGAGAGCAGAGUGAGAGGUGAGGAAGGAGGCAGCGUCACAGUCCAGUGUCUCUACAGUGCUGCGUAUCAGAAUAAACAGAAGCAGUUGUGCAGAUUUAAAGAUGGACAAUGCAAAACAGUAAGGACUGAAACAUCCCAGAAUUCAGCAGUGUACAUCAGUGAUGAUGGGAGAAGAUCCUUCAGUGUGAAGAUGAGCAGACUGAAGAAGAGUGAUGCUGGAUGGUACUGGUGCAGUGCAGGAGAUCUGCAGGUUCCUGUUCACAUCAGUGUCAGUGAUCCACCUCCAGUCACUACAUCAAAUACUACAACAGUGACUACAACAGUGACUACAACAGUGACUACAACCGCUCAUCAAGACAACACAUUCACAUCUGACUCAAAGCACAAUUCAGUGUUUGUGAAUUCAGUUUCCAGCCGUAAUGAAACCACUAGUUUGGUUUGGACCCUGAACCAUUGGUACCUGGUGGCCCUUCUUCUGCCACUGGUGAUACUGGUCAUCAUCAUCUGUAUGCUCAGAAAGAAAUGUGAGUUAAAGAAUCAAACCAGGAUCAGAGAGAGGAGCAAUGACACCACUGUUCCCACACCAAACACUGAUGAAGACUCCAUUGUAUACAGCACAGUUGCUGUUUCUAAGCCAAAGGCUAAGAAUAAGCCCACUUGUACUGCUGAAGACUCGAUUAUAUACAGCACUGUGGCUACAAAGGUUUCUCCAAAUGAUGUCACUAAUGAGACCCUCUACAGCAAUGUUUACCAGAGGAUGACUUACUGUCCACUGGCUGUGGGGCCUCAGGGAUCUCUACUGGGUCGUGUGUCCAUCCUCAACAUCCUUACAGAUAAAAUCCCAUGGCUGUUAACAGCUUUCAUCACUGAGGUAGAGAGCAUGAGGACACUGAAACAUGUAGCUGUAAAAAGAGGAGGAUCUGUCACUAUUCCAUGUCUUUAUGAUGAGAAGUACAAAGCGAACAAUAAAUUCUGGUGCAAAGGGUACCAUUGGUCUACCUGCAGUAUCGUAGCCUAUGCAAACUCAAGUGGAAAUCCAUCAGUCAUUGAUCUUCCAGAGCAGAAUUUGUUCACAGUGGAACUGAACUCUGUCUCUGAGUCUGGAACGGGUUGGUGUGCUGCAGAAAUUGGGGAUAAAUGGCAGCCGGAUGACCGUGAUUAUUUGUACCUGACGCUUAGUCAAGAUCCUGAUCUGUCAAUGAGCGAGAGCAGAGUGAGAGGUGAGGAAGGAGGCAGCGUCACAGUCCAGUGUCUCUACAGUGCUGCGUAUCAGAAUACACAGAAGCAGUGGUGCAGAUUUAAAGACGAACAAUGCAACACAGUGAGGACUGAAACAUCACAGAAUUCAGCAGUGUACAUCAGUGAUGAUGGGAGAGGAAUCGUCAGUGUGAGGAUGAGCAGACUGCAGAAGAGUGAUGCUGGAUGGUACUGGUGCAGUGCAGGAGAUCUACAGGUUCCUGUACACAUCAGUGUCGGUAGUGAAACUUCAGGUCUGCCUGAAAAACACACAAAAAACAAUCCAUAUCAUUUUGACACUUUACUGACUCUUGGCAUCAUCUCUGGACUCUUGUUGCUGCUCGUGGUGGUUGGUUUGGGCAUCUGGAAGCUUAAACAGAAACGCACUGAACUUUUAGCUGCAAACAAAGGAUAUAGUCACAGUCCGAUAAAUGCUGAUGUGGUUUGUGAUACGGUUUUGUCACAGGGCCAUCCAAAUGAGAAUCCCAAACGAUAUGAGGAUGAAGUGACAUAUAGUACUGUGACACAUGGACAACACAAGGCAUCAUCGACUUCUGAGCCUGAAGUCUCCUACAGCUCAGUCAGAAAAUCUCAGCAGGCAACGGUCUCUGUAGUCCCCUCUAACAACAGUGUCAUCUACAGCGCAGUAAAACAUCAGCAAUGAGAAGCUACUGAAAGAACACCAGCAUUGCAAGUGCUUGUACACACCGGUGAUAUUACCCACCAUUUUUGUGUUACUGCGUCCAGAAUCUGGGGUCAUUUACUGUGAAACAACAUAAAAGCUGAUGGAUUUUA